AUGAGGGCACAAAGUGAGACGAUCAAAUCAUCAACUCCUCUUAGGAGAAUCCCCAAGAAUAGAGGAACGGUUGUGCGUAAUGUCAGCGAAAUAAAUCCACUGUCGGAACAGGAGCUGAAAAAUGUCAUACAUGUAUACGCGGAAGCGAAUAAAGCUUAUUACCUAAAUUGUGCAAAGAAUGAAAGAAACUCCAAGAAGAAGAAAAAAAAAAACAACGUUUCCAAAAAGACGGAAAGUGAAGAAUUUGAUACACAUACCCUGAACCCCUUGAACUACCGAAAUGAAAAAUUUGAAGAGAAUGGGGCUCUUUUACAUUUGCCAGGAUCGAAUGUUACUCCGAAUUAUAUGUCCCAAAAUCCAAGUGCAGACUAUGGAGUGUCUUCCCUGGCAUAUGGGACACUUCACAAAUCGAAUCCGUUAUCAUGGGGAUGCGAUUACAAGAAGCAUUACGAACUUCCAACUAUUUGUUCAAUUGUAAAGUCGAAGCAUCCCAUUUAUUCAAGGCCUCAAAAUGCGAACAACGGAAGAAAGAACAGCAACAUUAGUCUUCAAAAUAAAAGUAAGAAGAAAAGUGGCAUCAAAUUGCUUGCAGAAAGUUGCCAAAAUGAUAAGUCCUUUACGGUUAAAAAGGUACCCACGUUUGGAAACGGCAAAGAAGACGAAAUUGAAAAACUCCACCAGGAUAACCAUAAAAGUAGCGCACAUGCAUUUGAGAAAAACACCGUCGUAGACACUACUAUGAAGGAUAGCAGCUAUUCAGACAAAUCGAAAGAUAUUUCUGACGGCACCUUUAAUUAUCACGGCUUUUCUGACGACUCGGAAGGAAGUAGCGUAAACAAUUCUAACAUAGGAGGAUUAAAAAAGGUGCUGGAAGCGUGCGAACAUAACUGUAAUUUUACCCUCAAAAGGCAGGACUACAACGAGGAAAGGAGAAACGGAGAGCACAUUAUUCAACACAAGAAGAGAAGCAAGAGUCAACAUAACGAAUUAAAUUUUGUAAACCCUAGAAAAACGAACGGGAUGCUAAAUAUACCCUCAAAUAAUUCUGUAGACAUAAUUUUAUCGAACUCGACCAUAAUGGAAAUGAGAACUUCAGACACAGAGUCAAAGGGUGCUUACUGCUCGAGUGAAAAACACAGCGGAGAUUCUUCUGACUGUCUGAACGAUUCGCACGAUUAUUCAACUCCGCAUAUGGGAAUGAGGAGGGCGCACAACUACAAGGAUCGAGAAAAACGCAAACAUAAACUGGCGGCCCAUUCAAGCACUAAAGGUCUCAAAACUAAUGGCAAGCCAACUAAGCCUAGCGCAUUAUCGGAAUGUAAAGAAAGCUAUUAUGAGCCUUAUUCGAACGUGACAGAAAGGAGCACAAAAAAGGGAAAGGUUUUAAUCAGAUGCAAGGUGCCUAAACCCGGGGAAAAACACAACCCAAACGGUUGCGCACAUGUAAUGUGCGAAAACAAGAACAACCAAAAAUUGAAGCAAAGUGGGAAAUAUAGAAAUAACGACUCUUCCAAGAAUGGUUUGGACCAAGAACACAAUUUGCUUGAUGAAAAUUGCUGCAGUAGGGGAAAAAAAAAAGGCAAGACAAGAGGAUUGAGACAUGGCAAACGUGUGAGUAAGUACAACCUACAGAGUAGUAGCCAUGUAAAGAACAAAAAGCCUCUAAACAUGAGAGCGAUCCAGCCUUUAGGAUGUCAAAAUGGUGCGUCUGUAGGCACUCACAAUAUUGUUGCAUCUAAGCCUACUAUUAGGGAGACCUCAAACGUAGAAGGAUGCAGUUACGUCAAUGUGAAGAACACACCUAAUGAGAAGUUUUAUGCAAGAAAAGAGAUUGACAAUCUGGUGAGUGGAAGCAUUCCCAAGGGGUUAACUCUAACAAAUCGCGAAAAGGAAGCACAUCCUGAGGGAGGACCAGUUUACGCAUAUGCCUUAGGAGCUGAUACAAUGCCAAGGACACCACUAGUCACUUAUAACAUGUGCGAGAAUGUACCACAGGCAGGAAUGAAAAAUCUAUCUCAAAAUGUUUUUGCUGAAGUGCGACCUGAGUUAGCUAAUGUUAAUUUGUGUGUACCUGAAUAUACGGCAAGGAGGUAUCCGUCGGCAUCGCUUUUGCCAAACUUUGCAGCCCAUUCAGUUCCAGAGGGGAAUACGCCAAUGCCGAAGAGCCAUUUGCCUCGUGCGCAUGCACAGGUGAUUCACGUACCCCUAGAUCUGUCUCAAGGAAGAUUGCACUUACAACGGGCAGCACCACAGAUGCAAAGGGUAGCAGCUGAGGUGCAUGGAUCAGGGGUUCAGACGCAGGUUCCCAUUUUGCAAACGCAUGUACCCAUUACGGCGGCGCUAGCGCCAUACGGACAAGCCGAUUUUGCACUGAAAAGUGACUCCCUGCCUCAGGCAAACACUCCACAGAAUCAAGCGAAGAUGCAGCAAAUGCCAUUUAUAGAAAAACCGAUUGUUCUUGAACAAAUUCCACUGGCGAAUGUAAUUUCAAGUGGAAAUAUCAGAGCCGCUGACAAGAUUUGCAGCCUUACAGAGUUAACAAACCAGUUAGUAUCGGUUAAGGGGGAAAACAGGGGAGAGUACACUACUGCUAAUGCCCUGUCCAAACCGUUUGAUCGGAGCUGCAAUAGGUCCCACACCAUAGUAGGUAAAAACUCGGGCGAUUUGUCAAAGAAAGGCUGCGCAGAAGAAGACGUUUUCACAAAUUCGCUAAUAAAGGGAAAUGGCAAUAUAGACGCUACAUACACGAUUAAUACCAGUUCAAACAAAUGCAAAGAUCAAUUUAAAGGCUCUGAUGCCAAGGUGACAUUUUCAAAACGAGACAGUGGAAUGCCUUCAUGGGUAAAAGCGUGUAUAGAUACUCAAAAUACAAGUCUGAAAGGUGAAGAUGCAAAUGUAGGCUAUCUAAAUGUAUACACAAAUAAGAUAAAUGAAAAGACAAACACUAAUGUUAACAGCUCGGUAGGAAUUCUUCAGUGUCUUUCAAAUAUACAAUCACCUACCAAUGAUGUGUACCAGCAACCUCAUACUGCUCAACAUGUGGCACAUAAAAAAAGUGUCAAUCCGGAGGAUAUGUCUGAGUUAAUUAAAACUUCAAAUGAGAAAUUUAUAAGUAUGCAAAAGAAACAAUUGUUAGACAUUUUACAGGAAAAGGGAGAUGAUGGAUUGAGGAAGACCAUUCACACAGUGGACAGUAGCCACCACACCAAUGGAGACUUAAAUGUUCAAUCCAUAAAUCAGGUAGGUGGAGAAAAAUAUCAGAACAUGUUAGGUAGUACGGUCCAGUACUUCUCCUACGCAAAUGCUGUAGAAACUCCGAAAAACUCUGCAGGUGAAAUGGAAGGGCAAAGCAUGAAAAGCGCUGAACGUGUUGGAAAUGAUAUGGGGGAGGGGAACGGAAGAGAAUUUGAAGUCAAAAAAUCGGAGGGAAAUCAUUUACUCCUUAAAGAAGGUGUAAAAGUAGAUUUGCACAACUCUAACGAUGCGCGCUUGUCCCGUGGCAGUUCCACGAAUGAUCCUUUGAACAUUGGCUUCACGAAGGAGAAGUUGAAUCUGCUCUUUUAUGCAGACGCGGAAAGGAAUUCACUCGAGAAUGUUGAUAGGGAGGAUGGCAAUACAACAUCCACUAGCAGUGAGCAGGAAAAUUGUCCGCAAAGUGAUCACAAUAACGAACCAGGAGCACAGUGCGCAGACUCAAAUGGCAAUGCAGUCAGCGCGGACAAUGCUGAGGGGGACGAUGGAAAGUUUAUUCAUGUAGGAAUAGGCGCGAGGUUCAGAGAGGAAGACCACGUCAGUGAUCAUUGUGCGAAUGACGGUAUUUGUCGCAAAACGCGGUGGCCCCGCACCAUCAGGGGGGAGAGCACAAACAACAUCAUCGACCACAUCUGGGAAAGGAACUGCGAAAUGAACUUCGAGAAGAGUUGCGAAAAGAAUUGCGAUAAAACCUGUGAUGAGGGCAUAGACUUGACCAACCGCAGCGAUGAUCUCCCCGACGACAGUGGACGCACCGCGGGCAGAAGCCACGGCGGCAAUACCUCCAAUGUUGAUGACGUGGUACGGGUUAAUUCUGCAAAUGGUGCAAGUGACAACGGCGAAGUUGAACGGGGAGAAGCCACGAAUGGCAGCACGCACGAAAGAAACCUCCAGGAUGAUGCAUCGAAGAAAACGUACGCACUUGAUGGAGUCAGAGGUAGAGGACUGCAGGACUUGGAAGGGAAUAAUACAAGAAACGUUAUUAAGGUUAUGUACAAGGAACGAGUGGACAAGUGUGGACUUGCAGAAAGGACGCAAAAGGGGGAAUUGCCAGAGCUGAAAAAGGAGAAAUGUUCUGUUAAUCACAAUUUUGAUGAGGGGAGGAAGCAUAAUGGGGUCGUAAAAUGCGUAAAUUUCAACCAUGCAUUUGAGAAACCUCCAAGUUUUAACGAGCGAAUGGAGGAGCUGAAGUUUCUAAAAGAGAUAUAUGAGAAGGAAAAGGUGGACAAAGGAAAGGGAAGCGACGAAGAGGCGAACCACAAUUUCAAAGUUAGCACAAUUUCCGGAACUCAAAAUUUGUCAGUGAGGAGGAAUGCUGCUAAUCUAAAUUGUCCCUACGACAAGCACAAUACUUUUAACAGAGAAGACAAGGUGAAGACUUUUACCAAUGCAAUAUCUCAUUUGAUAAAAAACAGCAUGGAGGAAAGACAAAAGGGGGAUGAUAAUUCGUUCGGAACAUUAGCCCCAACAGCUCGUACAUGGUAUGAACCCAUUUCUGCAAUUCCGGGUAGCUUCUUAGAAGAACCAAAGGUAAAUAAAAUAAACAUAAAGUACAGUCAUCAUCAGGAUGGGCAAAAGGCAGAAGGUGCUAUAAAAGAUCGCUCAAACAAGGAGAGGAACUGUGGCGAAGGAGUCAUCACCUCUAAAUGUGCAAGAGACAAAGGGAAGGACACCAAAUAUAUGUCUGCUACACAGCGCGACGAUCCUAACUCGGAAUAUUCUUUUAAUGGAAAGAUUAAUCUUUCACAUGGAGGUGCAAAUGGUGAAGCGUUGAAUAAUACGCCGCAGAACUGCCUCAAAAAAUUCACUUUUGCAGAAGCCAAUCCACUUUUUGAAGACUCCAAAGUGACAUAUAUGGAAUCACCUCAAGGGAGUCCAAACGGCACCUUUGUAAAAAAUAAACUGAUAUUAAAUAAAAAUAGAUGCGAGAUAUUUAAUCCCGGUUCGAUUCAUUAUGGUGCUCGAAAAGAAACGCAUAGCGUGUGGUCAGGCAGGAAUUUAUCGAGGGGGAAAAAGAAGACUAACAAGGAUUUACACCUGAAGGAGUCCAUUAAAGGGAGAAUAAUAUGUGAGAAUGAUGGGAGAAGGGUUCGCAGAAGAAACACUGCUGAGAAGAGGGACAAAUAUUCGAUCCAUGUGUCCGAUUAUUCUUCAAAUCGAAAUGAUGAUUAUGUCAGCUACAUGAUGAGUAAAGAAGGUACGCAGAAUCGUUUGGCUAGUGACCUCCCCGUUUUACCCCCCUGUGACGACGCUAAAUACAACGAUUAUAAUUAUACUAGCACAUGUGGUAAUGACACGAAGGUGUUAAGGCAUAUGGGGAAGCAAUUCGAGCGGCUGGAAGAGGCACGACUAGGGAAACCUCCACACAUAGAAAAGUUAAAUAACGAUGUGUCUUUCAGAUGUUCUGUACAAAGUAGCUUGAAUAGGAAAAGCACCGAACGAGAGAAUGUAUUAGGGGGCAAAGUACUUAGUAGUGAUGCUAAUGACCAAAAUUGCAGUAACACCCUUUUUUGCUGCCCUGUGAAGGAAGUCACCAGCGCUCCUCCCAUGUUGUCUAGAACCACCACUCUGAUAAAUAAAUUAUUUAGAAAAGGAAAGAAGAGUGCAGAAAAUGUAGACAAAAGGGAAAAAGAUUUUAAAUGCGUUGACAAGGUACCGAAAAGUAGUUUGGAGGAAACAAAAAGGGAUCCGUUAUUGGGUAAAUGCUCCGUUACUUUUAAGGAAGACAAAUCUGACUUAUUUGAGCUUCCCACUGGGCAAAAAGCAGGAAGAACAUUCUCGUAUGUGUCAAAUGGAACGAAUGCGUCGAGAAGGCUCUGCACUAAUUGUCCGACUAUUCCGUGUGAACCGUUGAAGAGGGGAAGAAGAGCUGCUACACAAUUGUAUAAGGAACAGAUAAACUUACCUGCAUACGCGCAUAGGACAAUACACGAUGAUGGGAACACCACUACCAUGAAUAACGCACCUCCUACCGCUAUGCCUUACCCUAAGUGUGAGCUUAUAUGCAAAAUUCCGAGGAGGGCCUUCACUUCUUAUUUUCAAGGCAGAAAUUGUUAA
Plasmodium fragile is the source of this 6309-nucleotide messenger RNA. RefSeq lists its product as uncharacterized. The transcript is spliced from 2 exons. The record is from RefSeq and is a predicted model, not a curated record. Bases 1 to 6309 code for a protein of 2102 amino acids. Lineage: Eukaryota; Apicomplexa; Aconoidasida; Haemosporida; Plasmodiidae.